GCUGCACGGCGCCAUCAAGGCCGUGCUGCCGACCGUCGGCACGCAGCAGGCGCUGCGCUACGGCCAGGCGUACCACCGGGCGUGGCGCCACGCCGAGCCCGACGCCAGGAAGAAACUGGAGGACGAGUGCAUCCAGGACCUGAUGUUCCACGCGGUGUACGCGGACCGGCAGCGCUCGCGGCUGCCGCGCCUGCUGUUUCAGCUGCUGCACUACAUGCAUAACCAGCGCCGGCACCGGGACACGGCCGACAUGCUGGUGCGGCUCUACCAGCCCAUCCUGUGGCGCGCGCUCACGGCGACGCACGCCACCGUACAGCUGAACGCCACCUUCCUGCUGCUGGACACGUUCCCGCUGGAGGACCCGGCCGCGUGCCGCGAGGAGCGCGAGCUCGAGCUGGCCCGCCAGUGCCGCCUCAUCACCGGCCUGCUGCGUCAGAGCUCGCACGAGGUCCGCGUGGCGGCCGCCAAGGGAGUCUGCAAGGUGCUGGCGCAGUACUGGAGCAUCAUCCCGGCCGACGACCUGAAGCAGAUGAUGAAGGUGCUGCUGCAGGAGCUGGCCCACGACGCCUCCUCGGUGGAGGUCCGACACCAGGUGGUCUCGGGCCUGUGCGCGGUGCUGGACAACCCGUACACGCACAACUACAUGAAGUCGGCAGCUGCCCUUCCUGACGGACGCCUUCCACGACGUGCACCUGUCGGUGCGGGUCGCCAUGUGUGACCUCCUGCUCAAGGUCAAGCCUAUCAAGAACAUGCGCUACUUUGACAUCGUGCCGGUGAAGCACCUGCUGGCGCGGCUGUCGGUGGACGAGCCGCCCGUCUGUCGACGCAUCGUCCAGCUGACGGCGAACAGCUUCUUCCCGGCGGCCGAGUCGGACGAGACGCUGCUGACGCG
Messenger RNA from Pollicipes pollicipes, 892 nucleotides. RefSeq names its product condensin-2 complex subunit G2-like. Gene Ontology annotation, cellular component: condensin complex; nucleus. NCBI's taxonomy places the organism in Eukaryota, Metazoa, Arthropoda, Thecostraca, Pollicipedomorpha, Pollicipedidae. The transcript has 7 exons. The coding region runs from base 143 to 718 and encodes 191 amino acids. The record is from RefSeq and is a predicted model, not a curated record. Gene Ontology annotation, biological process: mitotic sister chromatid segregation.